Molecule: messenger RNA, 1847 nt
Organism: Zingiber officinale
Lineage: Eukaryota; Viridiplantae; Streptophyta; Magnoliopsida; Zingiberales; Zingiberaceae
Product: probable protein phosphatase 2C 60
Exons: 6
Coding region: 337-1527 (396 amino acids)
Biological process (GO): protein dephosphorylation
Molecular function (GO): protein serine/threonine phosphatase activity; cation binding
Source: RefSeq, a predicted model, not a curated record
GGGUAAUUAUUCGUGUCUUUUUUAACGAGUCCCUUUUAGUUUGCGGCAGCUCCAGAUCGAGAAAGCCCCAAUCCGGCGAUAGGAACCGAGCGCAACCCUCCGUGUCGUCUCUUCCAUCCUUGGAAGAAGCAGCGCAUCCUCCGGAUCUGGGGCGUCGUGGUGCGGAUCUCGGCCCGGAAGGUCGGAGCGAAUGUAUAACGGCGCUGUUGAGGAUCUGUGAGUAGAUCGUGUUGUUGUGCCGAAAGUUUUGGAGGAGAGGUGCAGAUUCAGUUUGGGAUAUCAGAGUUUUUCAGAGAGAUGCUGAAAACACAAAUGUGUGUUUAAUUGAGAUGAGGGAUGUUAACAAAAUUGAUAAAGCUAUUUAAGGCCUGCUGGCAGCAAUCAAACUUAUAUGCCCGCUCAGGUUCUGAUGGGGUUGGUCGACAGGAUGGGCUUCUAUGGUACAAGGACAGUGGGCAGCAUGUUUAUGGUGAGUUUUCAAUGGCGGUUGUACAGGCAAAUAACUUGCUUGAGGAUCAGUGCCAGCUUGAGUCCGGACCUCUAAGUUUGCUUGAAUUGGGGCCAUAUGGGACUUUUGUUGGGGUUUAUGAUGGGCAUGGUGGUCCAGAAACUUCUCGUUAUGUCAAUGAUCAUCUAUUUCAGAACCUGAAGAGAUUUGUGACAGAGCAGGAAUCCAUGUCCAUUGAUGUAAUAAGGAAGGCAUACCAAGCAACAGAAGAGGGGUUUAUUUCCUUGGUGACCAAACAAUGGUCUGUGAAGCCUCAGAUUGCAGCUGUUGGCUCAUGCUGUCUAGUUGGGGUAAUCUGCGGUGGUACACUCUAUAUAGCUAAUCUUGGUGACUCCCGUGUUGUUCUAGGAAGAGGUGUGAAAGCAACUGGAGAAGUUUUGGCCGUGCAAUUAUCAGCAGAACACAAUGUAGCAAUUGAAUCUGUGAGGCGGGAGCUGCAGUCAAUGCAUCCUGAUGAUAAACAUAUUGUUGUUUUGAAGCAUAAUGUGUGGCGUGUCAAGGGCCUAAUCCAGGUUUCCAGGUCAAUUGGUGAUGUGUACCUAAAAAAGUCUGAAUUCAAUCGGGAACCAUUGCAUGCAAAAUUCAGACUCCGGGAGCCAUUUAAGAAACCUAUAUUGAGUGCAGAACCAACAAUUAUUGUGGAACCACUGCAACCUCAAGAUCAGUUCCUUAUAUUUGCAUCUGAUGGGCUUUGGGAGCAUUUCAGCAAUCAAGAGGCUGUUGACAUUGUUCAACGCAACACUCGCAGUGGAAGUGCACGAAGACUUGUCAAAGCUGCACUACAAGAAGCAGCAAAAAAACGUGAGAUGAGGUACUCUGAUCUCAAAAAGAUCGACCGUGGAGUUCGUCGGCAUUUUCAUGACGACAUUACUGUAAUAGUUGUGUACCUCGACUCGAAUCUUGUUAGCAGAGCUGACUCACUCAGGGGCCCCUCCCUGUCUGUAAGAGGGGGCGGCAUCAAUGUCCGUGCAAAUUCUCUCUCGCCUAUGUACAAACAAACUGAGCUCUCUGCCACAUAAGUUCCAGAAUUGUUGAUACUUGCAUGUACUAAAUCAAUCUGGCCAGCCUCCUCUACACUGCCCACAAUUUACACGAGAGAAGAUGAGCUCCUGCUGCGAGGCUGCCUAUCCGAUGCGGAUCGUCCUUCUGGUUUGAAGUCGCCCACACAGAUACUCCGUUGUGAAUGAUGAUAUUAUGGAGCAAAUUUACAUGCCUGAUUCCAUAUAUAUUUUACCAGUAGUCCUUGAGCAAAAAGAGUACAAAACCUUUGUACUACCGAAUUGAGCUGGAAAAGAUAGUUUUUCUCUAAUUGUGGAAAUUCUCAUUUUUCUUGGCUUAA